UAAGCACUUGUGCCAUGUGGCCUGCCCUGUGCUCCGACAUCCAGGACUAGAGUGACAGCAAGAUCCUGCCCCACAGAAGAGGGUUCCCAAUUUGAUCCACAGACUGAGUCAGGAUGAUUCCCAGGUCCUGCCAAGGAGUUUGCACCCCAGUUCAGAUUAGCUGCUGGAGCCCAGCAACUGUUCACCAUUCUCCCUCUACCUUUAUCCCAGGUGCCCAUGGGUUGGAAUAUGAGGCUGGCCACCGCAGCUCUGCUGCUGGGUAUUGUGAUAGGGGCUGCUGACGAGGAAGAAAACAACAAGUGCGUCUAUGAGACCCUGCCCGACAUAGAGACUGGCCUUUGCAGUGGUCUGGAUGUCUUCUACCCAGAGUUGGGGAACAUUGCCUGCAUGCUCAUUCCUGACUGUAACAACUACAGGCAGAAGAUCACUGCUUGGGGUGAGCCCAUUGUCAAGUUCCCAGAGGCCAUGGAGGGUGCAUACUACAUCCUGGUGAUGGUGGACCCUGAUGCCCCUAGCAGGGCUUCUCCCAAAGCUCGAUACUGGAGACACUGGCUCGUCACGGAUAUCAAGGGCACUGAUAUGAAGAGAGGGGAUAUUAAGGGCCAAGAGUUAUCAGCCUACCAGCCUCCUUCCCCUCCACCACAAACCGGAUUCCAUCGCUACCAGUUCUUUGUGUACCUACAACAAGAAAAGGUCAUCUCCCUCCUCCCUAAAGAAAACAAAACUCGAGCCUCUUGGAAAAUGGACAAAUUUCUGAACCGCUACCACUUGGGUGAGCCUGAAGCCAGCACCCAAUUCAUGACCCAGAAUUAUCAGGAUUCGCCAGAUUUCCAGAAUGCAACUGAAGUAGAAGAAGAAAUUGAUGAGCCCAAGAACUAACCUCAGCACAGAUGGCAGCCUCCCGGCCCCAGCUUCAUCUUGUGGGUGUGUCUGCAUUGUCGAUCACCUACAGGCUGGUAUUGAUGCCCCUCUGGCUACACUUCUAGUACCAGUUAAAAAAUAAAUCAAUUGUCCAAAGCUUA
Messenger RNA from Erinaceus europaeus (western European hedgehog), 1022 nucleotides. RefSeq names its product phosphatidylethanolamine binding protein 4 (gene PEBP4). Bases 217 to 879 code for a protein of 220 amino acids. The record is from RefSeq and is a predicted model, not a curated record. NCBI's taxonomy places the organism in Eukaryota, Metazoa, Chordata, Mammalia, Eulipotyphla, Erinaceidae. The transcript is spliced from 7 exons.